UUUUCAAUUUCCGACAAUUUUUGAAUACAGCUAUGCUCAAAUGCAUUCUAAACGUCAGAAGCAAUGUGGACAAUCUUUUUCAAAGAAUAAGUAUUGGACUUCUCACAAAAAAACAGUAUCAAGAAUUCAUAGAUCAACCUUCAAAUACUAUGAAAAUAAGUUAUUUAAGGAAUGAAUUUAAUAAACAUGGUAUAUUUUUCAAACCUCAUUUAAUGCCUUUACAAAAACCAACAACCAAAUUUAAAAAAAUUAUACAAGACGAUACAAAUUUAAAAAUAAUUACAAGUUUAUUAAAUGAACAAAGUAGUACAAGUCAUGAACAUUUAAAAAAUUGUGAUGUGAUAAAAACAAAUAAAGUUUUAACCAAGUUAUUGCAGUGCAGUGUUACUUUAUUUGAUAUUACAAAUGAUUCAGCAAUAGAAUUAGAACAAGCUAGAUUAUCUUUUAACUAUAUAUAUAAUGAAUUAAUCAAUUAUAGUGAUGAAGAAAUAAUUAAAUCCAAAGAAAAGGGAAUUAUUAGAAAAUUCAUAUUAAUAUCAACUUCAAUGACUUGGGUUAAAGAAACUUGUAAUGAUCAAAUGUGUAGUGAGAAUGAAGAGGUAAAUAUUAGUUUUACACAAAAAAGUAUUUUAGAGCGAUUACCAAUAGCUAAAUAUCAAAACAUUUUUGAAUUUGAGAAAUUACUUUUAAAAUCUAAUUCAUCAAAAAUCAAAGAUAUUUUUAAGACAUAUAUAAUUGGUACUGGCAUCAUUUAUGGUCAUGAAGAAAAUGCUUUUCGUUAUGUAUUCACUAAUGCUUGGCACAAUCCUAAGGAGAUGUAUAUUACUAUGUUGAAUCGAACAGUACCUGUGUUUCAUGUAGAUGAAUUAGCCAAAUUAGUUUUUACUAUUUCAAAGUAUGAUUCUAUUCAAAAUAAUUAUGUACUAGCAGCAGAGCAAGAAUCAUAUGGUUUUAACAAUAUUAUAAAAUCGGUACGCGAUGAACUUAGUAGUGCACAAUUAGUUUUACAGGAAGACCAUUUAAUCAUAAACCAAUAUAAAUUUAACAGCUUUACAUGGGAUAUAAUAUGUAGCGACCUAAAUAUAGAUACUAUGUUGGACAUUAUUGUACCUGAUUAUCAAAUACCACAAACAUCAAUAAUAUCAAAUAUGAAAGAAUUAAUACGUGAAUUUAUUGAAGCAAAUAAUUUAUACUCAUUAAAAAUAAUAGUUAGUGGACAGCCAACACACGUGUCAUCCAACAUUGCAGAACGUUUAGCUAAAUAUUAUAAGGUACAACUGAUUGAAAUUACUAAUUUAACAAAUAAUUAUUUUGCCUUAUUGAAAAAUGAUCUAACUGAAUUAGAGUUAAAAAUGAAUGAUUUAUGUAUAAAACAAACCAAUAUCAAACACACAUUAGCAACAUUAAUUGCUCAAUUUGAUGAAUGGUUAGAACAGAUUGAUGAACAAUGGAGUAUAGAUAAUUAUUCUUUAAAUGAACAAAAUAACAAUGAAAUGAUGAAUGAUACUAAUAAAAAUCUUGAAAUUGAAAACAAUAACACAUACCUAUCAAAUCAUGAAAUUUUCAUAGACCAAUCUGAAAAUAGUUUAAAUCUCAAUGAUUUAAGAUACGAUAAUUAUUUUAAAAAACAUGAAAAUUAUAGAUUAUUCACAAAAAAUAAAAUAGAUCUACUUGAAAAUGAUAGAGAAAUUAGUGAUAUUAAAUUUUUGAUAUUAAAUUUGAAUGCAAAAUAUGAUGAUUACAAAAACAAUUUCAAUAAAAAUAAAGGACAGUUAGACAAUUAUUACUUGUUGCCAUUAAUUAAAGAGUCACUAUCUUCAUUCUCUUGUCGUAAUCAAGGAUAUAUACUCAACAUUUUCCCUUUACAUGUGGAGCAAAUAGAAUUUAUAUUUAAUAAAGAUAUUAGUGAUAUUACCUACCCAAAUACUAUAAUUUUAUUAUCAUAUAAUGAUGUAAUAACAAACAUUCAAAAAUGUUGUGAAGACACUUGUUCAACUAUAAUAAAUGAAAAUAGUACAGUAUGUUUAAAUUACAAUAAUUUAGAACAAAACAUUGAAAUUAUUUCAAAUAGUUUUGAUUCUCAAAGUUCAGAUAUUUAUGAUGAACAAGAAGUCAAUAUCAACAACUCCAUGAUCAAGACAAACAUGCAUGAUAAAAAUAUAACGGAAAGUACUUAUGCAAACAACAACCAAAACUAUGAAUCAAUAAUAAUAAAUGAUCUAGACAAUUAUUGUACCAAUAAAGGUAUUAUUAUACAUAGAUUAAAUGUACCAUUAGAAUUGGCUGAUAAAACAAUACCUCAUAAUUUACAAUACAAGUUUUAUACAGAUACCAUAAUAUCGUUGAUUGGCCAUAAUUCAUUUAGAGAUAUUCAAUAUGAGAAUGUUAUGAAUGAAACUAAUGAAAGUCAAAUAACACCAAAAAAUAAAUCAAGUAGUAUAAUAAAGAUAAAUAGAAAGUUACAAGUAUCAUCAAAUAAGUUAAAUAUAAUGAAAGAACAAUGGAAAAAAGAUAUUGACAAAAAUUUGAAAUGGGAGAAGAAACAAGAAUAUAGAAAUUUAGUAAAGAUUCACAAUUUUUUAAACACAAAUAUUUUGCCAAAAAUUUUGAAAGAAGUUUCCCUAGGUGGUAAUAAAAACUCACAGUUCCCAGAAAAAGUAUUGAAUAAAACCAAAUUAUGUAAUACACAAAUGGAUGAGACUUUAGCGUGUGAAUAAAUAACUCAUAAUAAUUAAAUUACUAAAUCAACUUAAAUAAUAAAAUGAAUAUGAAUAGUAAAAAUUAAUUCAUAAAAGUCAUAAUGAUACAAAUUAUGAUUUAUUUAGAUAUUUAGAAAUAUGCAUUUGUUUAAUUACUAAUACAUGAACUAUGAACAUACAAUAUACAGUAUAUUAAUU
This is a messenger RNA of Aphis gossypii (cotton aphid), 2897 nucleotides long. Its product is annotated as adenylate kinase 7-like. The transcript has 2 exons. Lineage: Eukaryota; Metazoa; Arthropoda; Insecta; Hemiptera; Aphididae. The record is from RefSeq and is a predicted model, not a curated record. The coding region runs from base 33 to 2717 and encodes 894 amino acids.